CUCUCUCUCUCUCUGUCUCUCUCUCUCUCUCUCUCUCUCUCUCUGUCUGUCUCUCUCUCUGUCUCUCUCCUCCGUUGUCAGUUUUGGUAUCGACCUCCUUCACGCAGCAUCUCUGCUCUCCACCCUCCUCCUCCUCCUCCUCCGCUGCCGCCUCCCUCUCUCUCCCUCUCUCUCAGCCUCUCUCAGCCUCUCAGCGCCGCUCUUCCUCUGCAGGUGGAUGGAGGCUGGAAGCCCGGGAGACGCGAGCGAUGCCCGGGAACCGCUGCCGGUAGGAGUCGGUGCGGCUGCGGUUCUCUCAGCUUUAUCUUCAGACUGCUGAGCACCUCCCUUCGCGCCGGGGACCACAUCCUUAAAUGACCCGCGGCUGAGGAAGGGGGUGUCUCCGGAUCCAGCGCCCGGAUCAUGGCAUGCUGCCCACACCGGGCAUCCAGCACUGACCAUGGGGCUCCGGUCCAGGACCGUCGCUAGCGGCUCGGAGGAGCACAAGAAGACCUCCGGCGCUCCUCCUCCCGGGGACUUAUUGGACCAAGGCACCGGUGGAGCGGACAAGGAUGGCGCUCUGCUGCUGGUGUCUGCGGGCCGGGAUGACUACAAGCGGGGCUCUCAGGGCAUCGGCAUCGGGCUGCUGGCCAAGACCCCCCUGAACUACACCCGGCCGGCCAAGAGGAAUAACAUCCGCAAGAGGAGGAUCCAGAACCUGCUGUACGACGCGCUGGAGAGGCCGAGAGGAUGGGCGCUGCUCUACCACGCGUUCGUGUUUUUAAUCGUUCUGGGCUGUUUGAUUCUGGCCAUACUGACGACGUUCAGGGAGCACGAGAAGGUGUCGGCACACUGGCUGGUUAUAUUGGAAACCUUCGCCAUCUUCAUCUUCGGGGCCGAGUUCGCACUGAGGGUCUGGGCGGCCGGAUGCUGCUGUCGCUACAAAGGAUGGAGGGGGAGGCUGAAGUUUGCUCGCAAACCACUGUGUAUAUUAGACAUCUUCGUGCUGAUUGCCUCGGUGCCGGUGGUGGCGGUGAGGAACCAGGGUAACGUGUUGGCCACGUCCCUGCGCAGCCUGCGCUUCUUGCAGAUCCUACGGAUGCUGCGAAUGGACCGGAGGGGGGGAACCUGGAAACUGCUGGGGUCCGCCAUCUACGCACACAGUAAGGAGCUGAUCACAGCCUGGUACAUCGGCUUCCUGUCUCUCAUCCUGGCGUCCUUCCUGGUCUACCUGGUGGAGAAGGACGACGUCUCCAUGGACGUGUCCAACCAGGAAAACCCCACCGCUCAGCCCAAACCACAGGACUUCGACACCUACGCCGACGCACUGUGGUGGGGGCUGAUCACGCUGACCACCAUCGGUUAUGGGGACAAAACCCCAAAGACCUGGGCGGGAAGACUGUUAGCUGGCACUUUUGCUCUGAUUGGAGUGUCCUUCUUCGCUUUGCCUGCAGGGAUCCUGGGUUCAGGUUUGGCUCUGAAGGUCCAGGAGCAGCACAGACAGAAGCACUUUGAGAAGCGCAGACAUCCUGCCGCCGGGCUCAUCCAGUCUGCCUGGCGAUAUUAUUCCACCAAUCCAAUCAGGGAAGACCUUAUUGCCACGUGGAGAUUUUAUGAAACGAUCAUCUCUCUUCCCUGUUUCAGGAAGGAUCACUUGGAGGCCAUGGCGGGCCAAAAAAUGAGUUUACUGGAGCGCGUUCGCCUUCCCAAUGCACGGCCAUCGGUUGGGUCAGUCAAGAAGCUCACAGGUAAUGCCGACUCCAUAGAGGAAAGUCCCUCCAAGGAGCCCAAACCAGCCGGCUUCAGUAACCGGGAACGCUUCCGCACCGCCUUCCGCAUGAAGGCCUACACACUCCGCCAGAGCUCUGAAGAUGCCGGAGCCCUGGGAGACCCAGCCUUAGAGGAGCGGGGCUUCCCCCCAGACAUCCUCAUGGAGGAGAUGAUCCCCACGCUGAAACUCGUCAUCAGGGCAGUCAGGAUCAUGCAAUUCCUCUUGAACAAGAAGCGGUUUAAGGAAACUCUGAGGCCUUAUGAUGUCAAAGACGUGAUUGAGCAGUACUCUGCCGGACACCUGGACAUGCUCUGCAGAAUUAAAUACCUCCAGACAAGGAUCGACAUGAUUCUUGCCCCUGGACCCCCCCUCACCCCAAAACAAAAGAAAACUCAGAAAACGCCCUUUACCUACCCGCCCAAUCAGUCACCCAGGCAAGAGUCCUACCUAGCCAAAGCCACCUCCAUGCCAGAUGCCGAAGACCAAAGCAUGAUGGGUCGAUUUGUCAGGGUGGAGAGACAGGUGGAGGACAUGGAGAAAAAGUUAGACUUCCUGGUGGACAUGCACAUCCAGCACACUGAGCACCUACAGGUGGACUCUGCUGGCGCUGCCCACAUGACUCUGGAGGCCUGCGAUCCUACGGGGAACGGCGAGAUCCGUCGGGUCUUCUUCAACUACGCCGAGGCGUUCCCGCACAUGUCGUACCAGGUGCCUGUCAGCAAGGUGAAUCCGUACUACGGCAGAGGAAGAGGAGGUGGGGAGGCGACGGGGUCGGUUGGUGGAAGCCGUGCACCUUCAGCCCAUCAACCCGAAUCAUCACACCUCCACCCACGCCACCCUCCAGCUGCCAUCCCCACCUACACCGAACGUCCCACAGUGUUGCCCAUCAGCUCCCUGCAGGACUUGUCAGUGGGGCUGGGCAGGACCACAGGGGGACGGGGGGGCGACUCGCCGCUCUCCAUGCUAUCUGUGAACCACGAGGAGCUGGAGCGCUCGCCCAGCGGGUUCAGUAUCUCUGGGGAGCGGGAAGGGGAGGAAGGGGAGGACUUGUCGAUGGGGGCCGGGGUGGCGACCGGGGACGCCAGCUGGACGAGACCCAGACCGAGCUACCUGGCGGAGGGGGAGACAGACACAGACACGGACCCCUUUACACCCAGCGGGGGGCCCCUGCCACUCUCCUCAACGGGGGAGGGAUUCGGUGACGCUGUGUGGAACACACCGCCCUGAGAGGUGAAAGUGUGACCGCACAGAAAUCCACAACUCUGAGUUAAGACUUUAAAUCCAAACCCAUGCCUCUAAACCCAAAUCAGUUUGGGUCAAAAGCCUCCGGACCAAACCAUUUGGAGGAAAAGGUGGGUCUAAUAUCCGCCUUGAUGCUGCGAGGUCGUGAGCAAGGUCAUCGACCUUCAGAGGCCUCAUCAAAGCAACCAUCAUCCAGACAGAGAGAGCCAUGGCAUCGAGACUGCCCAGAAAAAAAAUAAAGGGAAACCAGACCGUUUGUAAAGUAAAACUCUGUACAGCGCACUCUUCGCAAAAAUUUAGCUAAAAUAAAAAAGAACAUUAAUAUACAUACUAUAUACACCCAAAAGCUUUAUCGCUGCAAAGCCAACCGCACUGCAUGUAACGCAUGCGAUUUUUAGUGUAGACACUGCAAAGUUCAGGAUAUCAGGAAACGGAAAAAGCGAUUGAAUGGAUACAUAUACUUGCUAUGCCAUUUUGUAACACUUAUUUUUUUAUAUGAAUACAUUUUCAUUGUUUUUUGCAUGGUUUGCAUGAUAAUGCACCAGUCUAGGGGUGAUGGUUGGAGGGCGAUACUGGAACCAAAAGUCUCCUGUCUCUUUGUUUUGUAUGUCGUUUGGUGAGUGUGUGAAUGAGAGCGAGAGAGGGGGAGGAUGUAACAAAACACUGGUUAGUUGCUGGCAGUCGUGUUUCACCAUUUUUGAGGAUCAGUUUUGUCCUGAAACUGGAAUUUCUGAUCUCGUCACUUUAAUUUUGUUUUGUUUUUUACACCACUGUGCUCUUGAGUUGUAUGUCACCACUUUAUGCAUACAAACUUUCCAGUUGAAAAAAAAGAAAAAUUCAACAGAAUUUGAAACACUAAAUCUCUGCUGCUUUGUUGGCACAUGAAUUCAGGGAUAUAAACCACCUGUACGUCUUUAAUUUACAAAAGUUGCAGAGCGUUUCAGUUUAUCACUGCUUAAAAAGGCCCUGACGAAUAAUUUAUAUCAUCAAAGCAAAACAGUUCCUAAAACUGAACUAGGAACCUAUAGAAAAGACUUACUUUCACACUAUUACAGUAUCCUAUGUGCCAAACUCCACCACCUGGCAUCUGAAGAUAAUUAUACAACCACAGAAAAUAUAUAGUUCAAGCCCAAAAUGACUGGAGGGAUAAACACUGUUACUGUGUCGAAGUCAUUGCAGGAUGAAUACAAAGAUCAGUCUCAUCAGAUUUAGUUGUGUUAAUGUUAAGAGGUUCUUAAUGCUCAGUACAAAUAACGAAAGAAAUUAACUUUUUAGUGAUUUUCUACCGCAAAGAUUAAAUAAAUUCAGUAUAUGACAUAAAAAAGUAAAUCUGUAAACAUUCUGCAGCUCAAAGUCUUCUAGUUUUUCACAGAUCUGAUGUUUUAUAAUAAGAAAUCUGCACUGAGCUGCUUUUUCCUUCUUCAAUCUUCACCACAUGAAUAUAUGUCAUAUGGUGAUGGUGUGUUCACACUAAAUGCAAAGCAAAUUUUCCAUUUAAAAAGAGUUCCCGGUUGGAAAUUUCAACUGGAAUGUCCCCCGAAGUCGGAUUUCCGAACUAGAAAAGUCGCCAUAAGACCGCCUCAUGACCUCUUACUGAACACUGAAAUUUGCAGUUUUAAAGCCCUUUUUCGCACUGAAUGAUUACUACCUGAGUUUUAUUUAUCCCCAUUGCUGUAUUUAUUAUUAUGUAAUUAUGACCCAUAUUCUCACCAAAAAACUUUUAUUUACUAUGAUUUCUGACAACUGCAAUGAAAAUUACGUUGAGAAUUCAGGAGGCUUGUCGAGCAGUAUCCUCACCUGCAGAAUAAAAUCCUCUUCAUCCUCUUGAUGAAGAGGAUUAUACAGUAAUUAUAAGAACAUUUACCCACACUGCCACUAAAGAGCCAUCCAAACAUCAGAAAAGCCUGCAUACAAAUUAAUUUACUGUCCAGGAGAACACCUUUAUAGUAAAGGUGGAACUUCAUAAUGUGCUUUUUCAUCUAAAUUUCUUCUCACAAAUUACUGUAUAGUUCACUGCUGCACUGCGAAUGUCCAGUUACGAACACAAACACACACUGUAAGCAGCAACAUCACCGUAUACUGGACAGACCGGAGGAGGGGACGGGUAGAAAUACUAGUUUGUGAUUGGCUGCCUACGCUGAGGACCGAGACCGAGCACCACCUACUGCAACAAGAAGAGCUUUACGGGAGAUCACAUAACGGCCUAAACAGCAUUUACUACUUUAGAUUUAGGACGACACAGAUACUGAAUGUAAUAUCUGACAACCAACUAUAUCUACACACGUGGAUUAUUACACAGUUAUAGCAUGUUAAAGCACCUUCAGAGUCAGGGUGAGUUUUAUAGACGGGCUUCCACACCGGGCUUCAACAGGAGGUGCUUCUGUUGUUUACCUGCUUAGAGUUUGAUUUGUUUCAAGUCAACUUUAACCAGUAAACAGUUCAAACAAAUAAUAUAUUUUGCUAAAAUUAACUAACUUACGACUAUAUGUGUUUGUAGCUUUUAUCUUUUAACCAUCUUCAGAAUUUGGUUGUCUUUUCGACGUAGACGAGAUUUUGCCUCAGAGCAGACAGCAAGGUAUUGAUUACCUCUGAGCCAUUAUUUGGUCACUGUUACUUUAUCACCUCGCUCUAGAUAAAAAGGACCCAGUGUGUAUAUCCAGAUUAUAUUAUAUACAAAUAAAACCAGUCUACAGACAGUAUAUAUAUCUGUAGAUAGAUAUUACUGUACUUUUGUGCUUUUAUUCCAGUGUCGAGGCUCUGCAUGAGCUCGGUUUUUAUAUAAUAAAACAUCUCAACUGAAUAAGUUACCUGACUUUACGUCUCCACCCACCUGGUGCUCCCAGCAGGUUGAAACAAGCGCUCCGGCUCAGAUACUGAAGCCCGGUGUUGGAAGCAGCAUCGUCAAAGUCUGUGAAAAUGAAGGUGAACCAAACACUUAUUAUCUAUUAAUCUUAUUGUAUUACAGUUACUAUUCCUUCUGCUACUGAAACCCAUUCACUUAUAUAUUCUACAAAUAAAUGACGUUGCAACGCAGACGCACACAAUCACCUACAUAUAGAUAUAAAGAUGAUAUAUCCCUGUAGACGUUCAUUCAUUGUGCCUCUGAAGCAGAAUGACCGGUCAUUCUAUAUUUAGUGUUUCAGUGCCACUUCACCAUCUCACCGAACACACCGAACACACCACAGGAUUUAUGAAUGUGAACUGUUUCCUUCUUUUAUUUUUAAGCUGAAGUCUUGCUUUUGUAAAAAAAAAAAAAAAAAAAAAGAAAUGCUGUUUUGUAGCUUUGUGAUGCUUUUAUUUGUUUAUUUUUUGGGCUCAUUCACUGAAUUCAGCUGCACAGAAAUGUAAAGGUUGUAAUGUUUCACUUCUCUUUUAAUGACGAGUUUAAACUGUUCACAGUUCGGUUUGUGUCUGUUGAAGUUAAUCGAACACCAGUGUUUUUGUUUCUUUGCACAUUGAGUUACAUUUACAGAAGAAAUGUUGCUUCCAGUCGAAAUCUGAACUGUAUUGCUUCCUUUCUAAAUUUAAGUUCAAGAAUAUCACCAGAAUUAACAAACAGCAUUUGGUGGAUUUGUAUUUACACGGCGAAUUACUGUUAAAAAGAACAUUUUAUAAGUUGUUAAAACAGAAUAAAUUGUCUUCCAGGACACUGAGAUACACUGAGGGAAAAGCAAUGCUAGCACAAAGUCAGGAAAGGUGAAAGAGUUAAAGUUAAGUUAAAGAGGAAACGCACAAUAAGUAUAUUUAUACUGUCAUUUUGUCAUAAGAGACCAAAUUGAAUUUACUUUAUUAAAAUAAAUAAAACAAUCUGUCAGCUAUGUGAGAUUAUUUCACCGGUUUCCAAUUCAAAUCAACAUUUAAUCAAUAUAACUGCAGUAAUCUGCCUCUUUAUUUCACUGCUAAUUGAUGCUAAUGUAACCCCAAAACAAGGGAAUUUACAAAGGAUUUAAUCACCUCGUUGAUACUGAUUGAAUGAUUGAUUGAUUGAUUGAAAACUGAACGAGACUCACUGACUCAUUAAGAGUGCUAGCAUUACUUUUCACAGUGUAAUACUGAUUUAAUUUCCUGUCCACAUGAGUUUGUGAAUUAAUAAUGAUAUAUAUAUAUAUUCAUACAUAUACAUAUAUCUGUAUAUAUAUGUAUGUAUAUAAUAUAAUAUAAUACUGUUUAAUCUCUCUGUGAAGCCUUUGUGGCCAUGUUAAUCCAAACUGUAUUUUACAAACUUCCUUCAGUGACGUCUUUAUAUGAAACUUCUCCAACACAAACACUUUAUUCUGACUGUGUUCAGGUGACGUAGCGUAAAUAGAGCAGAAUUAUGAACAUGCUGCUAAAAACAAAGUAAUAUGAUUAUAAAUAAGUUUCCUCUACGAUUACAAACAUUAAUCAUAGUAAUUAAUUAAUAAUUAAUAAAAUCAUUAAUCGUGAUUUUUGGAUUUCAGAUCAGUAACUAACUGCAGGAUUAUUAAAAUUAACUGUAAUAUUAUCACUAAUAAUUUACUGCCCAGCACUGAUUUAAAGGUACGUUAAAGUAUUUCAGGGUCUCAACAGGUUCAAUUUAAGACCACUAAGAAUUUAGAUUAAAACCUAUUUUACAUCCAAACUGGUUAAAACAUACAAAGGAUACAAAGAAAAACCUAUACAAAUGUUCCCCAAAACCCGAAAUUAAAAUGUAAAAAAUUAAUCCAAUCAAUUUAAAGACAUUUAAAGGCCUAAAAUUCAGAUUAUAUAUAAAUAUUUUAACUUGUGUAACAUGUUUCCUGAACCACAACGUUAACGUGUUAAAAGACGUCUCACGCAGACGUUAAAAGAAAGUUUUUAUUCUCCGAACUGUUUCCGAGGUUUCAGUCAGCUGACGUCACUGGAGGAACAUUUCCCAUCAUGCACCUGUAACUACUGUUCUGGUAGCUUUAUUUUAUUAUGUUUAUGAAUCUGUUGUGUUUGAUAGACUGAUGGUGGCGGGACGAAGAGUUAACGUCUGCAACCGGGUCCAUGUGAUACGUUCAAUGAAACCCAUCCAUUAACAGCCGAUCAAUAAUCAAUAAUCAGAAACCAGAUAACACUGAAUACAGAACGAAGCCUUUAACUGUUAAUUUGACAAUCAGCAUUUUGUGGUUGUUACGUUUUUGAAUCGUUUGCUUGAAAUUUUGAAUAUUUCCCAAAACUCAGAAUCUCCUCUAACGGUUGAAUUUAAGAAUUUCUCAUUUUAGCUUUUUAAUGUUAUUUAGUUUUACGAGGUGCUACUUGUCCUCUCAUGGUCUUAAACCUUUCCUUUAAUACUUAUUGAUUACUGUUUACUGUACACUCUCUGAUUUCACUGUAGAGUUUUAAUAAGUUUGGUGCUGUAGCACGUUGUUCGGACCCUUCAGUACAAUCAGGGAGUGUAACUUUAACUUCUGGUACAAGUUAAAUACAACAAAAUGACCAAUAUUAAGUUAAUUUCCCUCCCAGCAGAGGUUGUUCUCGCAGUGGAUGAACACUGGAUGAAAGUUGUAGCAGCCGUUCACACGUUUUAUCUUCUGAAUGUAGAAAACAACACUGGAAAAGGCAAAAUGAGAUUUAUUCCGAUUUAUUUUAACUGCUUAAUUCAAGAAUCUUUGUCUUUAAAAGCCAUAAUCGGGUCAUUAUAAUGAAUAUGUACUUAACACAAGUGUUUUUGACACCUUUCUGCCCUCUGUUCGUACACUUUACGUGUGGUUUGUUUCCUGUGCGUGAACUCGUCUGUAUGUGCGAUCGAUUCUGAAUGAAAAGGAGCACUUUAUGGCAUCCGUGUAAUCGAGAGGGCAAUACUGCUUGCUGUGAUUAUUCUGUUGAGUGUGGUUGUACUCACUGUAACUGCAUACCAAGCAAUGCACUGAUCCACACAUCCUGCAUAACCUGUAAUUUUAUGGACGUUUUAAUUGCUACGAAUUAUUUGUGCCUUGGCCUUUUACAGUACGGUUCUUUUCAAUGUAAUUUUAUUUAUUUAUUUGUUUUGGUCAUGCUUUUCUCGCUACGGCAGCAUAAAGCUGUUGGUAAUGUCGAAGUUGGAAGGCUGCGUUUACACCGACAGAUCGGAUCAGAAAAUGUUUACAUUUUAUCACGAGACAGAAACACAUUUUAAAAAGGCUUCAUAGCUAAUUGUUGCUACGGUAUAUUUUCACUGUAUUACACCAUUAAUAUUAUCAUUAGUUAGACUUAAAGGAAUAGAAACAGGAAGCUUUAUUAUAAUUUUAUAAAAUAUUAUGUCCCAGCUGACAGGAAACUUGAUAUAUUAUAUGUAUUUUCUUUAUUUUGUGCCGUCUGCACCAAGAAACUAUAAAUAUAUCUUAAAAAACGACAACGAUGUAGCUAACAAUAUCGUUGGGAUCAGUUUCAGAUCGAUUUGAAUAUUUUUGUGGUAUAAAAAUUCUUAUCGUUCAUCAGUGUGAACGCUUAAGUUAAACAACAUAAAAUAAACAUUAUUCUUGCAAAAAAAACUACAGUGGAUGAAAUCAAAUUAAAUUAAUACGAUCAAGGUGUUUACUGGCACAAAAUUGUUCUUAUUGCUCUUUAAUUAACAUGGUUUAGGUUAUUGUCGACUGUUGGGCGUAAAAACACAAACAGUAACGAAAUGCUACAAAUUAUAAUUAGACUACAAAGUAACUUUAUACCGUAGAAAGCUACUUAAAAAAUGUGCCAAAAAACUGUAAACUGAAAACAGCAAAUAAACUUAACUGUCCAGAUACGAUAGCAUCAAACAUCCUGCACAACAUUUUAAAAUAGCACAAAAAAGUCUGUUUGCAGUCGGGGCCGAGGACCUCGUAUACGACCUCCGAAUGGACCCGAUUGUUUCACAGCAAGAGAUACUGAGAUCUUGUGUAAAUGCAGCUUUAAGAAACGUGUCUUUAUAAACGUACAGAUCGGAUAUUACCGACAGCUUUGUGUGAGUUAACUGACGUGUUUUUAAUUUUUGGGUCAGAAACGAUUUCGAUGUUCUUCGGGUUCAUUUAAGGGAAGUUUGGACAACUUUACACUAGUGGCCUUCAGAGCUGUGCAUCAUUUUUCUCAUUCCAGUUUGAAAAAAUAAAAAUAAAACUUGCCAUUUCUAUUCUGUAUUAGAUCACUUUGAAUAUUUUGUUUUGAUGAUAUAAUAUGCAAAUGUAUUCUUACUUGAUUUUUUUAUUUUUUGUCUUUUCAAUUGCACCAGUUAUUAAUAAAGUAUUGAAUUGAA
Dicentrarchus labrax (European seabass) is the source of this 10181-nucleotide messenger RNA. It is a transcript of the gene kcnq3, whose product is annotated as potassium voltage-gated channel, KQT-like subfamily, member 3. NCBI's taxonomy places the organism in Eukaryota, Metazoa, Chordata, Actinopteri, Moronidae. The transcript has 16 exons. Gene Ontology annotation, molecular function: voltage-gated potassium channel activity. Gene Ontology annotation, biological process: transmembrane transport; potassium ion transport. The coding region runs from base 440 to 2977 and encodes 845 amino acids. Gene Ontology annotation, cellular component: membrane. The record is from RefSeq and is a predicted model, not a curated record.